CGGUUCAGAACCUUUCAGACCCUGUUCUCCUCUUCUCAGUCAGAGCUGGGGGCUCGGCGGCGGGUCCGCAGCCUGCUGUCGGCCCGCAGCAGCAGCGACGAGUUUGACGAGGAGCCGCGGCCCCAGAGGGCCACAGAGCUGGCAGCCAGGUCCCACCCGGGGGCCAGUCCCAAUGAGGAGGAGGAAGAGGAAGAGGAGGAGGAGGAGUCCGACUCUGAAGACUCUGAUGAGGAUGAAGAUGAGGAGUCUUCGCAGGCUCUGGAGUACGACCCGGCGGACUACGCCAACCUGCCCGUCAGCACCGACAUCAAGGAGCUGUUCCAGUACAUCACACGGUACACUCCUCAGAGCUUCGAUCUGAAGCUCCGCCUCAAACCGUUCAUCCCAGACUUCAUCCCGGCUGUGGGCGACAACGACGCCUUCCUGAAGGUCCCCCGUCCGGAUGGGAAACCAGACUCUCUGGGUCUUCUAGUUCUCGAUGAACCUAGUGUGAAACAGUCGGACCCUACGGUUCUGUCGCUGUGGCUGUCCGAAGAGAGCAAGCAACACGGAAGUGCUCAGGUACACACACCUGCAGACACACACACCUGCAGAGAAACACACACCUGCAGACACACACCUGUAGACACACACACAACUGUAGACACACACCUGUAGACACACGCACACCUGCGGACACACACACCUGCAGAGAAACCCGUGUGAGUCUUUGGUCCCGUGUGUGUCUUUGGCCAUGUGUGUGUCUUUGGC
This is a messenger RNA of Oryzias latipes (Japanese medaka), 750 nucleotides long. RefSeq lists its product as uncharacterized. NCBI's taxonomy places the organism in Eukaryota, Metazoa, Chordata, Actinopteri, Beloniformes, Adrianichthyidae. The record is from RefSeq and is a predicted model, not a curated record. Gene Ontology annotation, cellular component: intraciliary transport particle B; microtubule organizing center; motile cilium. Gene Ontology annotation, biological process: cilium assembly; intraciliary transport.